AAUCAUCAUGAAGUUGAGCUUUCAAAACACAGUUUAUGAUUGGAGCAUUCACGCCGUGACGUCGCGAUUUCAGACUAUCGCCAAUGAGCAGGAAAGCUAACUACAGCGUAGGGUCCCACUUUCGCAAAAGAGGGGAAGGAGGAAGUGGGGAAGGAUGGGGCAGGGGUUGGCGACAGGAGCAGUAUGAGGAGGAGCCAAGCAGGACGGAGGAGUUUGGGCCCAGAGGAGGAGGAGGGAGAGGAAGGGGCCGAGGGCAGCAACAGGAGCAGUACCAGGAGGUGCAGAGCAGGACAAAGGAGUCCAGGCCCAGAGGAGGAGGACAAGAAGAAGGAGUAGGAGGAGGAGGACAAGGAAAGGGCUGGGGUUGGCGACAGGAGCAGUAUGAGGAGGAGCCAAGCAGGACGGAGGAGUCCAAGCCGAGAGGAGGAGGAGGUGGAGGAGGAGGAAGAGGUCGAGGUCGAGGGUGGCAGCAGGAGCAGAACCAGGAGCUGCAGAGCAGGACAGCAGAUUCCGAGCCCGGAGGAGGAGGAGGAGGAAAUGGCAGGGAGAGGCGACAGGAGCAGUUUGAGGAGGAGCAGAACAGGACAGAGGAGUCCAGGCCCAGAGGAGGAGGAGGAGGAGGAGGAGGAGGACAAGGAAAUGGCAGGGGGUGGCGACAGGAGCAGUAUGAGGAGGAGCAGAACAGGACAGAGGAGUCCAGGCCCAGAGGAGGAGGAGGAGUAGGAGGAGGAGGACAAGGAAAGACCAGGGGUUGGCAACAGGAGCAGUAUGAGGAGGAGCCAAGCAGGACGGAGGAGUCCAAGCCGAGAGGAGGAGGUGGAGGAGGAGGAAGGGGUCGGGGGUGGCAACAGGAGCAGAACCAGGAGGUGCAGAGCAGGACCGCCGAUUUCGAACCUAGAGGAGGAGGACAAGGAAAUGGCAGGGAGAGGCGACAGGAGCAGUUUGAGGAGGAGCAGAACAGGACAGAGGAGUCCAGGCCCAGAGGAAGAGGAGGAAGAGGAGGAGGUGGAGUAGGAAUGGGCUGGGGGUGGCAACAGGAGCAGUACCAGGAGGUGCAGAGCAGGAAGGAGGAGUCAGGCCCCAGAGGAGGAGGGAGAGGUGGAGAAGGUGGAGGAGGAAGGGCCAGGGAGUGGCAGCAGGAGCACUACAAGGAGGAACUGAGCAGAACAGAUGUUUUCAGGCCCAGAGGAGGAGGAGGAGGAGGAGAAAGGGGCAGGGGCAGGGAAUGGCGACAGGAGCUGUAUGAGGAGGAGCAGAACAGGACAGAGGAGUCCAGGCCUGGAGGAGGAAGGAGAGGAGGAGGAAGAGGGAGGAGAGGUGGAGGAGGUAGACGAGGUAGGGGAAAGGAGUGGCGACAAGAACAAUAUGAGGAGGUGCAGAGCAGGGUGGAGGAGUCCAGGCCCAAAGGAGGAGGAGGAGGUGGAGAAGGAAGGGGCCAGGGUUGGCAACAGGAACAGUACCAGGAGGUCCAAAUCAAGACGGAGGAGUCGGGGCCUAAGGGCACCUGCCUGACGAUGUGCCCCCUGCGGGAGGUGCGGGAGAGGGAGGCGCAGCGGCUGCUGCACCGGUUCGAGGUCCUCCCCGGGACAGAGCGCGACCGGCUGCCCAAGGCCGACCCGUCCCGCGUGGUGAAGGAGUACUCUCGCCCCGCGGCGGGGAAGGACUGCACGCGGCCCGCCGACCUCCGACCCCCGCCCGUCCUGCUGAAGACCGUGUGCUUCCUCAUCGACGACAUCGCCGCCGACCCCGCACUGGAGCCCUGGACUGAGGUGUACGACUUCGUGUUCGACCGGCUGCGCUGCGUACGGCAGGACAUGGUCAUCCAGAGGGUCUCGGGGCCGGACGCCGCGGCCGUGCUGGAGCGCAUCGUGCGCCUCCUCCUCUACGCCUCCUACCGCCUGUGCGAGGAGCCGCUGCAGCUCUACGACCCGCGCAUCAACGACACCCACCUGCAGGAGAGCCUGAGCUGGCUGCUGGACUGCUACGCCGGCGGGGAGCACCAGCACCAGCGCCAGGAGGAGUUCCAGGCCCUCAGCCUGCUCUACAACCUGGGUUCGCCCCGCGCUCUCCAGCGGGUCCUGGAGCUCCCGGAGCGCGUGCGGUGCUCCCCGGCGGUCCGGCAGGCCCUGGCGCUGAACCGGGCCCACCUGGAGCGGAACCCGGUGCGGGCGCUGCGGCUGGCCCGGCGGCUGGGCUUCCUGCAGAGCUGCGCGGUAUACCGCCACCUGGCCGCCGCCCGCCGCGACCUGCUCCUCCUCUACAGCCACGGCCUCAGCAGCCGCAACUGCCGCUACCCCCUGCAGCGCCUCGCCCUCCUGCUGGCCCUGGAGCCCGGCCCCGCCGCCCGGCUCUGCGCCGCCCACGGGGUGCCGGUGGACGGGGACUGGGUGGUGUUCUCCAGGGCCGCGUACGCGGAGCCGGCCCCCGGGGCCCUGCGCACCGCCCGGGCCCCCGAGCUGGUGGACAGGAAGCGGGGUGACGCCACUCUCAGCGCGGUCAUACACGGCUGUGCCUGAGGCCCCGGACGGACCCCGCCUGGCCUGGCCCCGCUUUGUGGGAGCACGCGCUGCCUCUCUGCCGUUCUCAGGGACGCGCUGCUAUAGCAGCUGUAAUCACGGCAUUUUGACAUUAUUAUGGCUCGACCCAGAGGCGGAGGGUUUGGGUGUGUCAUAAUGACGCACUCGGAUUUUGCCUUUGAUAGCUAAUAGCUGCGGCCUGUUCUACCAAGCGGGAUUACUGAGUUAGCCGGAUAACUGCGCUGAGUAAAACCCCCCCAAAGCUCUUUUUAUUGCAGUCCAUGUUCCAGAUUUAGAGCGGGUCCAGGUUUUAUCUGGGGACUUAUCCAGCUAACUCAGUUAUCCUGCUUUGUGGAACAGACUUUUGGUGUGAUUGUAAAGCCUGUGGAGGGGAUCACAUCCCUUGUUUCUUGAAGUUGAAUAAAAUAAAGUUAUGUAUUGUUUUAA
Molecule: messenger RNA, 2963 nt
Organism: Conger conger (European conger)
Lineage: Eukaryota; Metazoa; Chordata; Actinopteri; Anguilliformes; Congridae
Gene: sac3d1
Product: SAC3 domain containing 1
Exons: 4
Coding region: 84-2516 (810 amino acids)
Biological process (GO): spindle assembly; centrosome duplication
Cellular component (GO): centrosome; nucleus; spindle
Source: RefSeq, a predicted model, not a curated record